This is a messenger RNA of Cetraspora pellucida, 730 nucleotides long. The record is from the annotation of a GenBank genome assembly. Lineage: Eukaryota; Fungi; Glomeromycota; Glomeromycetes; Diversisporales; Gigasporaceae.
UGUCAUAUUUAUUGACGCAUAUUCCCAUCUUGGAUCGUAUGAAAGUGAUGACAUAGAUGAUAUUGAAAACUCACUUACUCCUCUGCUUUUAACUUCUAUAUCAUCAACAUUUUCUUUUUUAAAAAAGAUAUCUUCUGAGUUAACUUCAGAAAUGAAUACAUUUAGAGUAAUAGCAGUUUAUCAUUCUGAUAUUCCAACUCAUUCAGCAAAUGGGAUAAUCGGUAUGCUGAAUAUUCGAAGCACCAUUCUAAGUCAUUUUGCUACCACAACAAUAACAAUUAAAAAUAUGGAACAAGUUCGCAAAGAGUCAGUUUAUGGGUAUUCUAAAGGAGUUGAUGCUAUGGUAAAUGUACAUAUGAAUUCACCAGAAUGUAGUAUGUGUGCUAUAGAACAUAGAAAAAAAUCAGGAAAGGUAUUUUACGAGAGAAAUGUAUAUCAUGUAGAUGAAUUCACCAAUGGUCUAAUAAUUCAAUUUGCAAAAGAAAUAACCGAUGAUUCGAAUGUUAAAGAUAACAAUCCUCCUGAGCCAGCAAUACCGAAUAUGUCAUUCAAUUUAUCAUUGACGGAAAAACAAAAAAAAACGAAAAAUGAUAUAAUUUUACCAUAUGUCAAAGUGCAAGAGCAAUAUGAAGAGAAAAGAAACGAUUCUAGUGGCGGUAUUAUUUUUUAUGAACCUGAUGCCAAUGAUGAUUUUGACGAAGAAGACCCAGAUGAUGACUUAUCUAUAUGA